AGCAAGAAGUGCGUAAGUCAUUAUCCGUCACCAGACACUCAUCAGAGGUGUCCGUUCAGUAGCAUCCGUAGAUGCAGUUUGUGGCCAGUUAGACAAGCAGCUGGUGCUAAAGUGAGUUCAUAAAUUUUGUGCAAAAUUCACGGGACUGUGAAUCGAGGAAGUCAAGAGGGAAGGGCGCCAGGAUAGCGGUUUGCUAUCAAAACAUUUACAUGGGUGGAGAAAGGAUUCUAUCUUCAGAAUGCGUGAAAUAAAAGUCUACAUUCUGCUUUUCUGGUUAAGCUUUACAGCGGUACGCAGUCAGCAGGAUGUCAGCCCCCCAAGGAUCUUAAAUGGGGAACAACUUCUUGUGAAUGGAGGACCUGUAACACUGACUUGCGAGGGACACGGACUUCUCAUCUGGACAUACAAGUACCAGGAUUGCCAUUAUGACAUGGGAAAGCAGACCCAGAUGUCGAAGACAGAUGGCUCCUAUCGAUCUCAACUGACGCUAAAUGACCAUAACAGACAGGGUCAUUACCACUGCCAUUACAACAACACUAGCCUGAGUGACCCUGGGGCAUCAGUCAGCACCUAUGUCUACAUUUUUUCUGAUAAAGAACGCUUUGCCCAAAUGGAUCCAGAUUUGUGUCAAGACUCCAGAAUCACAGGGAAUGUCGGUGGCCAAGUGGUACUAGACUGUAGACCCACCCAGCCCAAUCUUACAGUUGUUGUUGAACAUGGUGAAGAGGAGAUCCACCGGGGUCCUUUGGAGGAUCCGAGGGCGGGCUAUGAGCUCCGAAACCUGACAGAGGACAGUUCGGGAAAGUAUCGGUGCUCUGUUCAUAACUUCAGUAAGGUUUUUGAAGUGGAAGUGCAAGGAACUCUAAAGCCGCCAAAGUUGGGCAUCAUCAAGAAUACUUUUCCAGUGGUGGGGUACAGCAUGCAUCUUUUCUGUCAAAUUCCGAAUAACAAAUUCCAGUCGGAACCCGCUUUCAAAUGGAUUCGGUUCAACAAAGAUAACAGGACGUUUCAGACACUACCUGAACAUUAUCGUGUUCAGUCUGACAUGUAUUAUACCAGUUACCGUCUCGUCCUAAACGUCGCACUAGAGGACAGCGGAACAUACGAAUGCACCGUCAGAACUGAAGGACAACCUCCCUUGCAGACGGCAAUGUAUAUAAGUAUAAAAGAGAGUGGAGAUCCCUUCCUAAAGGUCAGCCCUGUCACACAAAACAUUACUCUCAGAGUAUGGGACCAACUGGUUUGGAAGCUCGAGGUUGAAAGUUUUCCUCCAUUCCCCAUAAUUGAGACAAGCAGCAAGUUCGACGUCACGCAGGACGAGGACGGCACAACCGAACUUAAGAAAUACCCUCUGACACCUUCUGACUUCGGCGAGCACACGGUGAACUUAUCAACAAGGAGCCACUCACUCGGCGUCAAAACCGCUCAAGUUCACUUGUACCUGAAAGUCAAAAGCAAAACGAAACUCAAUAUAACGAGAAUAAACGCCAUAGAGAGGCCAAACUCCACAGUAACUAUAGGUUGCACUGCUAUCGGGUAUCCUAUGGAGAGCAUUACUUGGCAUCAUCAGUCCUGCCCAAACGGUGAACCAUGCCUCCAACCAUUCAGUGACCUAAAGUGUUCUCAGAUUACGUAUGCAGUACACAAGGAGAACCACCAUUCAUCCGAAUGCUCGUUUGUGGCUACAGAAUCUGCCAGGAUCCGAUGUCGGUCUGGAGAGAAAACGAAAUCUGCGGAUAUUAUGGUUUCAGAGUUCGCAGAGCCCUUGUCCUUCAUGUACAACGGCAACUGUACAAUGGUGUACCAAUCAACAACUUCCUACUGCACCGUUAAGGAGACAGACAGUUUCACUUUGACUUGCGCAGCCUCCAAGUUUCGCUUUGAUUCCGUCGAGCUUCGGUUCUCGCCCACAGACAAGGGAGUGUUUGAUGAAGAUUUUAAAGAAAUUGGUACAUUUGAUUCAUCUCAUCAUAACCAUAUUAGUACCUUUGACGUUGCAACCGCCAGCAGAAGACAUCAGGGGAGAUACGAUUGCAUUGGAGAUGUGGACAUAUCUUCAAGGGGAAUUAUACCCUCUGACAACAGAGUUAAUGAGAGAACGAGAACCAUUUAUCUCGAUGUUCUCAAGGAAAGAAGAAACAUGCUGCCAAAAGACUACAGGAAAGUUGAGAUGGUUGGAGAUGCUUUCACUUUCGAUUGUUCUUACUUUGGCCCACCUCCCGAAGACAUCAUCUGGACAAAAGAUGGUCAGCCUCUUCCCGGUAAUUUCGGUGAAUUCAGAGAGAACAACCAGACCAUGACGAUCCCCCACCUAGAUCCCACAAUCCACACGGGACAUUAUGUAUGCGAGAGGGGGGGAAAACUGAAAAAAACAAAGGAAGUUGGGUGA
Macrobrachium nipponense is the source of this 2389-nucleotide messenger RNA. Its product is annotated as vascular endothelial growth factor receptor kdr-like. The transcript has 18 exons. The coding region runs from base 239 to 2389 and encodes 716 amino acids. NCBI's taxonomy places the organism in Eukaryota, Metazoa, Arthropoda, Malacostraca, Decapoda, Palaemonidae. The record is from RefSeq and is a predicted model, not a curated record.